Molecule: messenger RNA, 1133 nt
Organism: Impatiens glandulifera
Lineage: Eukaryota; Viridiplantae; Streptophyta; Magnoliopsida; Ericales; Balsaminaceae
Product: probable purine permease 4
Exons: 2
Coding region: 1-1107 (368 amino acids)
Cellular component (GO): membrane
Molecular function (GO): purine nucleoside transmembrane transporter activity
Source: RefSeq, a predicted model, not a curated record
AUGGAGUUCGAUCAAUCUCACUAUUCCCUUACCAACAAUAAUAACGACAACAAAGGGAAACUAGCGAUUCUAAUGGCGAUCAACGGCGCAUGUCUUUUUGUUGGAUCGGUCUCAUCCACUCUACUUUCCAAAUUCUACUUCAUCCAUAACGGUUCUAGUCGAUGGGUCUCAACCCUAGUUCAAUCCGCUGGCUUUCCUCUCCUCCUCCCUUUCAUUUUCCUUCCACCUUACCUCUUUCCAUCCACCCACCACCGAAAACCAUUCGCUUGUUUCUCUCGAAAACUCCUCAUACUCUCCAUUCUUGCCGGUUUCCUCAUCGGAGUUGAUAACUUCCUCUUCUCUUGGGGCACUUCUUACCUCCCUGUCUCUACCUCAUCUCUUCUCUUAUCUUCUCAACUUGCUUUCAACCUUCUCUUAUCGGUUAUUAUUGUUAAACAAAAUAUUACUUUUCAUAACUUGAAUUGUGUAGUUUUGCUUACGUUGGCUUCGGUUCUUCUUGCUAUGGGCUCGACAAAUGAUCGAGUCUUGGGUUUGACCCGCCCCGAUUACUUCGUUGGGUUCUUUUGCACGAUUGGGGCGGGUCUUCUUUUCGCUCUUUAUCUACCUCUCAUGGAGAUGAUAUAUAGGAAGGUGGAUUGUUUCGCUAUGGUGGUGGAGAUGCAGAUGGUGAUGGAGGCGUCCGCAACCGCACUUAUAGUGGUCGGCAUGACGGUUGCAAAUAGGUACGAGGACUUGGGGACGAAGGAAAGUGAGAUAUUCGACAUGGGUCCUAAAGCAUAUUGGUGGACGGUGGUGGGAACAACGGUGACAUGGCAAUUGAGUUUCAUGGGAACGGCGGGGGUGGUGUUCUUGACAACAUCAUUAACCGGUGGAGUAUGCAUGACAGCGCUUAUGGCGGUUAAUGUUUUGGGCGGGGUGGUUGUUUACGGCGAUAAAUUUAGCAGCUUAAAGGCAAUUUCGACGAUUUUAUGUGGUUGGGGAUUUUGUUCUUAUGUUUAUGGUAUUUAUUCAGAGACAAAGUAUGUCGACGUCGAUGAUGAAGAUAUGAGUUUAAAGACCAAUCAUGAUCAUCACCGGCUAAGGAUGGCGGAGAAGGACGGCGUUUAGUGGCGGCGACACCCUAAAUAUAUUAA